CAACACUGUUCAUCCAGCUAAAACGUGCUUUCAUUUUUAUUCUGGUUAUCUUUAUUUUGUCAGUGAUACUGCUUUAUUUUUAUAUUUUUGAGAUAGAUUUUAAUUAGCUUUCUAAUGACUUCGUACAGGGUAUUUUCUCCCUCGGUGAAUCCUAGAAGAGAAGAAUUCAGAAAAUAUUUAGAAAGCGUUGGCAUCUUUGAUUCUUUAACUAAAGCAUUUUUAAAUUUAUUUGAAGAAGAGGAUAAACCAGAGGAUCCUUUAAGAUAUAUUAAACAACAAUUGGGAAUUAAUGAUUCUAAUAAUAUUGAAUCACUUAAAGAACAGCUUAUUGAAGCAAAACAGAAAUUGGAAGAAUUAAAAGAAGAAAACAAUGAUCUUCUUGCAAAAGUAUGUGUAGAUAUUGAAUAA
Centruroides sculpturatus (bark scorpion) is the source of this 408-nucleotide messenger RNA. RefSeq names its product c-Myc-binding protein homolog. The record is from RefSeq and is a predicted model, not a curated record. The transcript has 4 exons. The coding region runs from base 115 to 408 and encodes 97 amino acids. Gene Ontology annotation, biological process: regulation of DNA-templated transcription. Gene Ontology annotation, molecular function: transcription coactivator activity. NCBI's taxonomy places the organism in Eukaryota, Metazoa, Arthropoda, Arachnida, Scorpiones, Buthidae. Gene Ontology annotation, cellular component: nucleus.